GCCCCCUCCGCCGCCCGGCUGCCGCGCGGCAUUGCCCGGCCGCCGCCCGCCGCAGCCCGGGAAGGCUGUGGGGAGAGAGCCCACGGUAGCGCGGUGGGAGCUGCGGGAGGCCGAGAGAUUAAAACCGAAGAGGCGCUGGCGAAGAACGGACAUGCUUGACACUUGCCUGCAGUUGCCUGUGUUGUGCUACAGCACGAUUUUUACCCGAUAAGGAGAGACUGAGACGCUGUUAUUUUCAUCUUUGACUCUUCAGGUUAUUAUAUAAAUGUAAUAAUAAAGUAAAAUCUACGGAAAGAGCACCUGGGAACUGAGCAUGGUAGGAUCUUGAACAAAAGUAGCUGCUAUCGCGAAAAGAGCAAGGGAAGGAAUGGCAUCCCGAGAGAGGCUGUAUGAGCUUUGGAUGCUUUACUGCAAUAAGAAAGAUCCAGAUUACCUGAAGUUGUGGCUGGAUAGCUUUGUUUCUAGCUAUGAACAGUUUCUGGAUGUGGACUUUGAGAAGCUGCCAACUCGGGUGGAUGACAUUCCUCCAGGAAUAUCACUGCUUCCUGACAACAUUCUUCAGGUCCUCAGGCUCCAGCUGCUACAGUGUGUCCAGAAAAUGUCAGAUGGGCUAGAAGAGCAGCAGCAGGCUCUCUCACUUUUACUUGUGAAAUUCUUUAUCAUCCUUUGCAGAAAUUUGGCUAAUGUGGAAGAGAUUGGGAUGUGUUCAUACAUUAACCAUGUUAUCACCAUGACUACGUUAUACAUUCAACAGUUAAAAAGCAAAACAAAAGAAAAAGAACUGGCAGAUCAGACCCCUAUAGAAGAAUUUGUGCGACAUGCAUUGGCUUUUUGUGAAAGCCUCUACGAUCCAUAUCGAAACUGGAGGCAGCGAAUUGCAGGACGUUUCCUUAGUACGGUUGAGAAAAGCAGACAGAAGUAUAAACCAGCUUCUCUCACUGUUGAGUUUGUCCCUUUUUUUUACCAAUGCUUUCAAGAAAGUGAACAUCUCAAGGAAAGCCUAAAAUGUUGCCUGCUGCAUCUUUUCGGAGCUAUUGUGGCUGGUGGUCAGAGGAAUGCUCUUCAAGCAGUAUCUCCUGCCACUAUGGAAGUCUUGAUGCGUGUUUUAGCAGACUGUGACAACUGGGAUGACAGGAACCCUGAGGAAGUGAGCAGGAAAGCAGAGCUGACUCUGAAGUGCCUGACAGAAGUUGUCCAUAUCCUUCUAACCAGCAGUUCUGACCAGCGGCAAGUGGAGACAAGUACAAUAUUGGAGAAUUAUUUCAAGUUGCUUAAUUCAGACCAUUCAGCUUUACCUAAUCCAAGGCGAUGCAGGCAGUGGGAGAGCAGGUUCAUAGCACUACAAAUCCAGAUGCUGAAUACCAUCACAGCCAUGUUAGACUGCACAGAUAGGCCUGUUCUGCAGGCUAUUUUCCUUAACAGUAACUGCUUUGAGCAUCUCAUUCGACUGUUGCAGAACUGCAAGCUGUUUUUAAAUGCUAACAAUAAAGUGGCAGACAAGAGUGAGAAAGACCUUGCCAACAAAUUACUGACAGAAAUGAAUGAGGACCAGGUGUUUCAGGGGCACCUAGACCGCUUGGCAGUUUCAACUAUUCAAGCCCUUACUGCAGUAAUGCACAAUUCUCCAGCUGCUAAGGAGGUCUUCAAAGAGAGGAUUGGUUAUGCACACAUCUAUGAGGUACUGAAAUCGCUGGGUCAGCCCUCACGGGAAUUGCUGGAAGAACUCAUGAAUAUGGCUGUUGAAGGUGACCACAUGGCUGUUGGGAUACUAGGCAUUAGUAAUGUCCAGCCCUUAUUGCUGCUUAUCCAGUGGCUUCCAGAACUAGAAUCACAUGACCUGCAGAUUUUCAUCUCAAAUUGGUUGAGGCGAAUCUGCUGUAUUAACAGACAGAGUCGUGCCACGUGUGUCAAUGCGAACAUGGUCAUCCGUAUCAUUGAGACACUGAAGUCCCACUCUGCACUCCACUCUACUUGUGCAGAGAACCUCAUUGCCCUUCUGGGCUCUUUAGGGAGCCAGUCAAUGGGCUCAGAAGAACUGCUUCAACUAAUACGGCUCCUGAGGACUGAGGAACCAAAACGAGCUCACCCUUAUGUUGUUCCAGUGAUGCGAGCCAUCCUGGCAAUGGCCCGAAAGCAGGGCAUGGCUAGUGCUUUGCAGUAUUUCAACUUGUACCACAGCAUGGCUGGAAUUGCUGUUCCAUCAAUUCACAAGUGGCCAGGCUCUGCAUUUUCUUUCAAUGCUUGGCUCUGCCUUGACCAGGACCGGGUGGACCCUAGCACAACUAGCAAAAGUGGCAAGAGGAAGCAACUCUAUAGCUUUUUUACAGGAAGUGGUAUGGGUUUCGAAGCAUUUAUUACGUACUCUGGGGUAUUGGUGGUUGCAGUUUGCACAAAGAGGGAAUAUGCGACAGUGAUGCUGCCUGACCAUUGUUUUUUUGACUCUCUCUGGCACAACAUAACUAUUGUUCACAUGCCUGGAAAGAGGCCCUUUGGUCAGAGCCUUGUGUACAUCUAUGUCAAUGGACAGCAGAAGGUCUCUGCCCCACUUCGAUUCCCUGCCAUGAAUGAAUCUUUUACGUCUUGCUGCAUUGGUUCAGCUGGUCAAAGAACAACAACUCCUCCUCCAUCUCAGAUACCAGAUCCGCCUUUUUCCUCCCCCAUUAUGCCUCAUCGGACAUCACUUGGGGGCAUUCUCUCUACGGGAAGUUGGGGUGGGGUGCUUGGAAAACCAGAGCUCAUCACCAAGAUGAUCUCAGCAGGGACUCAGGACAGUGAAUGGGGAUGUCCAACAUCUUUGGAGGGCCACCUUGGGUCAGUUAUCAUCUUUCAUGAAGCACUGCAACCUCCUCAGGUGAAAGCAUUAUAUUUAGCAGGUCCAAACUGUUUAACUCCAUGGAAGUCUCAAGAGGCUGAAGUAGCAGACCUCCCCAGUAAGGUGCUGCUCCAUUAUACACCAAAGGCCUGCAGAAACCCAAUUUGUCUUGAUCUUUCUGCAAAUCUUUUACAUGGAAGGCUAACUGGAAACAAAGUAGUGAACUGGGACAUAAAGGAUAUGAUCAACUGUAUUGGUGGAAUAAAUGUGCUGUUUCCAUUGCUGGAGCAGAUCAGUUUUCUUGGUGGAAAGGUGCCCGAGAAGUCUGAAGGGGAAACUCUACCUCCAGAGCUAGUUACUCCUGUAGAGGGAGACUGGGUGGUGUUGUCAUCCACAAAGGCAUCAGAAGCCCGCCUGGAGAAGAGCAUUGUUGCAACUUUUAUCUUGAUGAUAAAACACUUUAUUCAGAGACACCAUGUUAACCAAGAAAAUCUCAUUCACUCCCAUGGAGUUGCCACCCUCGGAGCCUUGUUACAGAAGGUGCCAAGCAUCUUAAUGGACGUGAAUGUCCUGAUGGCUGUGCAGUUGUUGAUAGAACAAGUCUCUGUAGAAAAGAACAUGCAGCUUUUGCAACAGAUGUAUCAACACUUACUUUUUGACUUCAGUAUCUGGAACAGUGGGGACUUCCCCUUCAGAAUUGGGCACAUACAGUAUCUUUCUACGAUCAUCAAAGACAGCAGGAGACUCUUCAGAAAGAAAUAUGGUGUGCAGUUUCUUCUAGAUACACUCAGGAUUUAUUAUGGGAGUAGCUGUAAAGACAGUGAUUUGGCUCCUGAUGAUCUCAGAACAAUACGGACAUCCCUCUAUGGAUUGAUCAAAUAUUUCCUGAGCAAAGGUGGAACACAUGAAGAAAUACAGAGCAUUGUAGGAUACAUUGCUGCCACCAGUGAAGAGGAGCAGCUGUGUGGAAUUCUGGAUGUUCUCUUCAGCCUACUUCAUUCCAGCCCAACCCCAGACCAGCUUUUUCUAUUGCUUUUUGAACCAGGGAAUGCUGAUAUUCUUUAUGCUCUGUUAUUGCAUCAAAGGUACUCUGACAGGCUUAGAGAGCUUGUAUUCAAGAUUGUGGAAGAGAUGCUGAAAUGUACUAAAGUUUAUGAACGUAGUAAGCACCGUAUGAGACUCAGAGAAGUGGGAUACUCUGGACUUGGGCUCCUUCUGAAUGAAUCGCCAGUUACUGUUUCUCUUAUUAAAAACCUUCUUAACCAAGUUCUGUAUGCAGAUCCUGUUGUGAAUUAUAAAGAUCUAUUAGCUGUAGUGCAUCUGGCUCACAGAUCAGAUAUAAAUGUGAGAGUGGUUAUCUGUAGAAAGGUCUUGCACCUUUUGCAUUCCCAGUUGGAUGCAGCACAACAGAUUUCUCAGCAGCUGGGCUGGCAGGACACUUUGAUUAGACUAUUCCUGAAAGAAAACUCAGAUGUUCGGAUUGUCUUUAAAGAGAACAGGGCCGAUUCCACAAGGGAAGAGUUAAAAAAACCUCCUGCUGAAGAGCUUCAGAAACAUCAAUCUGAUAAGGCAGAGGGAGACAAAACUGGCAGCUUUGCAUCUGUUAAUGGUCUGUUCGAUCAGUGGAGUUUAGAAGACAACAAAUCCCUGGAUGUCCCUGCUCAUUUCUCUGUUAUGCCAUUGGAGGAUGCAUCCACAGCAGAGAUGUCUUUUAGGUUGGAGGACCGAGAAGAACUGUGGCACAGUAACCCUUCACAUUUAAGUUUAGAUCUGUCCAGUGUGGACUCCUAUGAACUGGCUGACAUUGUGAAUCAGAUGAAUGAUAGCCAGCCCAGCACACCAUCACCUACAGAGAACACGAAACCAUUCUCUGUGCAGCCUGACAAAGAGCUGGGUGUUAUAAAUGAUGUGGGCUUCCCAACUGAUCUUUCCUUAUUUGAAAACCAAGGAGGGGGUGAUAAUGAACUCAUACAGUUACUUACAGACAUCCUACUGUGUAUAAUGUGGAAAGGCAUUGAGAAAUCCGAUGAUGCUGCUUGGAUUGAGAGAGGACAGGUGUUUUCUGCACUGACUAAACUGGGGAUAUCCAAUGAGUUGCUGCGGCCUUCUGAUGAAAUAAAACUCAACUUGCUGGAGAAGAUGUUAGAAUGGUCAGUCACCGAUAACAGAGAUUCAAAAGCACUCCCUACACAUGCUGAAAAUGCCUUCAAGCUCUUGCUAAUUGUACAGGAUUUCCUGCAGGCAGAAGGACUAGUUAAUUCGAAUUUGUGGACUGAAAAGCUCUUGGAAGAGCUAGUGACUCUCAUGGAUAGCCUGUCAGUCUGGUACUCUGCUGGCCUAGAAGCAGUUAGGCUUUCACAAGUACAAGUCCAGCUGCUCCUUGGAUUCAUUGCGCAAGAUAACUUACAGGUCUGUGCUAUGGCAGCAGCCAAGCUAAACACCCUUCUCCAGACCAAGGUAAUUGAGAGUCAGGCUGAAGCAUGCUACCUCUUGGGGAAGCUGGAAGGCAUCUUGAGUAGAUCAAUUGAAGAGAAGACAGAAACUUACUCAUUUUUGAUUCCCCUUGUUCGGACAUUGGUAUCCAAGAUUUAUGAGCUUCUCUUCAUGAACUUGCAUCUCCCUUCAUUGCCUCCUACCAAUGGCAGCCCAUCUUUCUUUGAGGACUUUCAAGAAUACUGCAGCUCUGAUGAGUGGCAAAUUUAUAUUGACAAAUAUAUUAUUCCAAAUAUGAAGCAGUAUGAAGAGAAUUCAUUCAGACAUGAUCAUGAGCAGAUGGCACUUUACUGGAAAGAUUGUUAUGAAGCAUUUAUGGUGAACAUGCACAAGCGAGACCGGGAGAGAGGAGAAAGUAAGCUUAAAUUUCAGGAGCAUUUUGUGGAACCAUUCAGCCGAAAGGCUCGACAGGAAAAUCUGCGGUACAACAGUAUGCUAAGGCAACUUAACAGUCAACACACAGCUACUCUGAGACAGUGGAGGGCAGCACAGCUUUACUUGCUCUCUGAACGUGGUCCUUGGUCUGAAAUGAAACGGCAUCCUGUUCACUGGAAACUGUCAAACGUGGAAAAUUUUUCACGUAUGAGACUAAAACUAGUACAAAAUUACAACUUCAACUCUCACCAGGAUGCAAGUGACCUGAGAGAUAAUUUAGGUGUGCAUCAGACUCAGCCCUCUAGUGAGUCUCUGCUUCUGGAGGUCGUGAAGCAGGUGAAAGUGAGUGACUUGGAAGACGAUGUUCUUGAACUACCUGAAGAAGACACAGCAGCCAGUUCCAACUUGGAUGACAAGGAUGAGCAAAGUCAGAAAGAAAAGCUAAUACUGUCUGAAGACUGUGAACUCAUUACAGUAAUUGAUGUGAUACCUGGCAGGCUGGAGAUCACUACCCAACACAUCUAUUUCUUUGAUGGUAGCAUUGAAAAAGAGGAAGGGGUAGGUUUUGAUUUCAAAUGGCACCUUUCUCAAAUUCGAGAGAUACAUUUGCGUCGGUACAACCUGAGGAGGUCAGCUUUGGAGAUCUUCCUUACAGAUCAAACCAACUAUUUCCUCAACUUCAAUAAGGAGGUACGAAACAAAGUAUACAGCAGAAUACUGUCACUGUGUUCUCCAAAUAUUUCUGGGACCAGAUCUCCACAGGAACUUUUUAAAGCUUCAGGUUUGAUGCAGAAAUGGGUGAAUAGAGAAAUAUCCAACUUUGACUACCUUAUUCAGCUGAACACAAUGGCAGGACGAACUUACAAUGACCUUGCUCAAUAUCCUGUGUUCCCCUGGAUUUUACGAGAUUAUACUUCAGAAGAACUGGACCUGAAUAAUCCUGCAGUUUUUAGGGAUCUGUCCAAACCCAUAGGGGUGGUAAAUGAAAAGAAUGCUAAGGCUGUGAAAGAGAAAUAUGAGAGUUUUGAGGAUCCCCUUGGGAUGAUUGACAAAUUUCACUAUGGGACACAUUACUCAAACGCUGCUGGUGUCAUGCAUUACCUCAUUCGGGUAGAACCUUUCACAACACUUCAUAUCCAGCUCCAAAGUGGCAGAUUUGACUGUGCUGAUAGGCAGUUCCACUCUAUUCCUGCUACCUGGCAGGCACUCAUGGACAACCCCAAUGAUGUCAAGGAACUUAUACCAGAGUUCUUCUACUUUCCAGAAUUCCUGGAGAAUCAGAAUGGUUUUAACUUAGGUCAGCUUCAAAUAUCCAAAGAGGUGGUAAAUGACGUUGUUCUCCCUAAAUGGGCUCAUUCUCCAGAAGAUUUCAUUUAUAAACACAGGAAGGCUCUGGAAUCUGAGUAUGUUUCUGCUCAUCUUCACGAAUGGAUAGAUUUGAUUUUUGGCUACAAGCAGAGGGGACCAGCUGCAGUGGAAGCACUCAAUGUGUUCUAUUAUUGUACUUAUGAAGGGGCUGUGGAUUUGGAUGCUUUAACAGAUGAUAAAGAAAGGAAAGCUUUAGAAGGGAUGAUAAACAAUUUUGGACAAACUCCCUGUCAGCUGUUAAAGGAGCCCCAUCCACAAAGGCUGUCAGCAGAAGAGGUAGUACAAAGACUAACUAAAAGUGAUACCUCUACUUUGAAUCUCUUCCAACACCUCACUGAACUGAAGUCAUUCUUCAUAGAGGGAAUCAGUGAUGGUGUGCCCAUUGUCAAAGCUGUUGUCCCCAGGACCCAGUCACGGUCUUUUAUUUCUCAGGGAAGCCCAGAGAUUUUGGUAACGGCAAGCCUCAACUGCAUUAUUGGAACUCAUGGUUGGCUGCCUUAUGAUAAAAAUAUCUCCAACUACUUUACAUUCAUCAGGGAUACCACAGUGACAAAUCCCAAAACACAACGCAACGUGAGUGGUCCUUUUGCCCCGGGGCUGGAGAUCACCUCUAAGUUGUUUGCAGUAUCCCAUGAUGCAAAACUGCUCUUCAGUGGAGGACACUGGGACAAUAGCAUCAGAGUAACAUCACUUACAAAAGGCAAGCUGAUUGGACAGCACAUCAGGCAUAUGGAUAUUGUGACCUGUUUGGCAAUAGACUACUGUGGAAUUCAUUUAAUUUCAGGCUCCAGAGAUACCACCUGUAUGAUAUGGCACAUAAUUCAUCAGGGAGGAGUGCCUGUAGGCCUGGCACCUAAGCCAUUACAGAUCCUUUAUGGGCAUACUGAUGAAGUUUCGAGUGUUGCCAUCAGCACUGAACUGGAUAUGGCAGUAUCAGGAUCCAGGGAUGGGACAGUUAUUGUCCGCACUAUUCGGAAAGGUCAGUACGUGAGGACUUUGCGACCCCCUUGUGAGAGUUCUCUCCUGCUGACUGUUCCCAACCUGGCUGUGUCUUGGGAAGGCCAUAUAGUUGUCCACACCAGCAUAGAAGGAAAGACUACUCUUAAGGAUAAGAAUGCAUUACAUCUCUAUUCUGUCAAUGGAAAAUACCUGGGUUCUGAGACUCUGAAGGAGGAAGUGUCAGAUAUGUGUGUGACUGGCGAGUAUAUCGUGAUGGGCAGCUUACAAGGAUUUCUUUCCAUACGGGAUCUCUACAGCUUGAGUUUGACCAUCUCCCCCUUAGCCAUGAGACUGCCAAUUCAUUGCAUUUCUGUCACAAAAGAAUAUAGCCACAUCCUUGUUGGCUUGGAGGACGGCAAGUUGAUUAUCGUUGGUGUUGGCAAGCCAGCAGAGAUGCGCUCAGGUCAGCUUUCCCGAAAGCUGUGGGGAUCAAGCAAACGGCUCAGCCAGAUUUCAUCAGGAGAGACUGAAUAUAACACUCAAGAUUCCAAGUGAUUGCUGCUUCUACCUUCUCUCACGGAUUCCAGAAACAUAUUUAAUCUUUUGGUCACUUUAAAUGUGUAUCUCACCUUUCAGAGCCUUAAUUCUUAAGUCUGUUGAUGAUGAACCUAUGGUAGAGAUAUAGUAAUAAGCAUAUGUAAUCAGGCAACUUAGCUUGCUUGCAUAUUUUUCCUUAACUGUGUUGAUGUGGUCACAGCAGGAUCCCUCUCUAAAUAGCUGCUAAAAGCGUGUUUCAGAAAAAAAAAUAAAUUUUGAUAAUUUAAGAUAAAUAGCAUUUGAUUUAAAGCUGAAUAGGGCCAAGUGCUCGUUGAUCACAAGCUGUUUGGCUUUGCUUUGACAGCAUUGUAAUUCUCCAGCAGUAAAUGAAAAUUCUGGCAGUCGCAGUGGUCAGAUUCAGACUUGAGAUAGCUGGCAGUUAUGACCUUUUCCAUGUAUUUUUUUUAGCCCAAUGAACAUCUGUUGCAAUUUGUUCCUGUAAAUGGCUAUUGCUAUCUUCUUUAGUAUAGUUUUAGUUUUAGGCUGUUUGGCAAGGGACAUCUGUAUUGCACUACUUUAUUAUCAGAAAUUGUUUAAAGUACAGACAUAACUAACUUCAAGGGAGUUGAAGGUGGUGAAGGAGCUAAAGGAGGUAGGAAAUACUUGCUGCUGAAAAUUUAUUUAUAUUGUUAGGUAGACUAAGCCACACACCAAGAAAUCCCAUAAUAUAUUUAGUAUCUUUAAGAAAUACAGAGGAAGAAUUGGUAUCCAUAUAUUGAUCAAAGAUCAAUCUGCUUCAUUAGUAAGGUAACUGUAGUGUUUCUGCAUUGACAGUAUCUAGUAUAAAGUGCAAAAUCAUUUAAACAGUGCAGCAUAAUUUAAUUAAAUAGCAUCUGUUUGUUUCUUGGCUUGGUGUUCACCAAACCACUUGUUAGCCUUUUUUUCUUGUUUGCCCUCUAUAAACAAGCAAGGAAACAGAUAAUGUAUCCACUUUCAAGAUGUGUUUAAGACAUGGGAUGAGAAAAUAUCAGAUCUUUACCUGUGCUAUAUCCAACAAAAUAGUUAUGGAUUGUGUGCUAUGUUUUAGAGAAGCCAUUGCUGAUUUUAUUUUUUUUUGUUUAGCAAUACAUGAUGAUAGAAGGGUUGCGUUUUCCUAUAAUUCUGAUAUUUUUAUAAUGUUAUUGAUUUAAGUGAUAAACCCUAUACUGUUAGAAAAGCCUGGUGCUGAGGGAAUAAGACAGGUUUUUGGAUUGGCAUGCAAAGGUAUGUGUGCAUAUGUAUUAUAUGUGUGUAUGUUUGUAUAUAUAUGUAUAUUCAUGUAUGUAUGUCUAUUAAAAGGAGAAAAUACCGUGGGGUAAGAGGAAUUAUAGGCAUAAAGCAGAGCUCUAAGUGAUUGUUAGCUAGUAUGUUCCCCUUUGACUACUCCUUUCUUCCCUCUGCCAUCACUUUUCUUGUUAUUUUUAUUUAUUUAUGGAAAUGAAAGUGUGUUGUAUCUCUUAUAAAUGUUAUCAGAUGCUCCCUGUGGCUGGGGAGCUGUUGAACUACCUGAGGAACUCCAUAAUGUAUAAUCUUAUUUCAUUAACUUUUAGCACAAUAUUUAUUAACUUUGUAGAAAUAGUAUCUCUUUACCGCACAAAAGGAUAAUCUUAACAAGUUCUGUUAGUCUCAUUUAAACUGUUCUCACUGCCUCUAUUUCUUUACUGGAAAAAAAACCCAAUCAGCCCUCCUAGUGUGCUGUGCAAAGAAAGUCGUGCUGCUUUUUCUCAACUUUUGUAAAUGAAAUAAGAAAUCAGACUAGUGAAUAAGUGGGUCUAUGCAUAGUUGCAAUGUUCUAGCUAAUAACUGUGACAGACUGGAUUGUCUGGAAAGUUAGGAGAAAUAAGAAUUAUUUCCCUGAGUCAUUUGCCAAGAGAAGAUUAAAUUUCCAGAAGUAGAAUGGUGUGGUUUUUUCAGCCUCCAUGUAUGUAAAGAAACUACUCAAAUGCACCUGUACUUUCAAAUAAGCUACAGAGAUGUGAAAACACUAUUUUAUAAACAAUUGCUUAUCCAGUAAGAGUACUAAGGAUGCUCUGGAAGUAUUAAGUGUGUUCAUGAGAAUGUGAAGUAUGUUUGUCCAUUAUGAUUUCAUGAAGGAGAGAUUCCAGGGGACAUCUCCUGAGAGCAGUUGAGAAGAAUUUCAGCUCAGAAUGUGAGAUCUUUCUGUGUUAUGGGAAGUUAGAAAAUUCAUUUGGGACACUGAGUUGAUAGUUUUUGUAAGUUUGCAUACAUGUUCUGGCUAAAUGCAUAUAUGAGGUUAAGUGUUUACUUGCAGGGGAAGAGGGCAGGAAAGGAUGUGUUGGGCUAGCAGAAUCAAGAGGAAAAAUUGAGGAGAGAGGUCUUUUGUAGUGUUUGGUGAAAGCAUAGUUUGUUUUUUGUCACUUCCACAGAGGGGUUCAAAUAAGGGUUUGAAAACAUCCUACUGUGAGUUAGGUAAGUUUAUACAACAGUUGAAUAAAUGGUUGAUUGUAGUUUAGUAUUAAAGAAUACUGAAUACACUGCAUCAGUUUAAGUAAAAUAUAAUGUUGUUGCAAUAAUUUGGGAUGAAAGUCUAUAGUGAAAAGCUUUGACACUGAGUACCAUCAUUUCAUUACAUUACAAGCAUUACAUGAUUGUCACAAGCAUCUGGGAUAGGUUUAAUUGUGGGUGUUUCCUGAGCUCUGAAAUUUAAAGCUAGUUUGUGUUCAGGACAAAGCAGCAGCAAGAAUGAAGAGGGGCAGAGGUGAGCUCUAGGCUGCUUUAUGCUCUGUGUGGAAUGACAACAUCCAUUGCCUUUUCAUCUUUUAUCUGGUCCUUGAGGAUGGGGAGGUAAACACCACUGCAUGUUUAGCAUUCUAGAAAGACCCCAUAGACUUCAUCUAAACCCAGCUUUAAAUAAAAGAUAUAGGACACAAUUGUGUUAGGUGGUACGUUGUUUCUUUUGGCUUUAACUUAUUUGUAUAAAUAUUUUUUUAAAGUAGAAAACAUUUUUUUCUUAUCAGCUAUUUAGGUUGGUUGAGUUGAGGUCUGUUAUAUGGAGUGCACUGUGAAUUAGCAAACUGACUUCCAUAAUUCUUUGGUUUCCUCAAGUUUGGUAGUAUCUUUUAAUUUUUUAGAACAACUCUAAUGUAUCAAAGUUCAAGAUAUUCUUACUUUUGAAGCUGAGUGAAUAGGAGUGUAAAUAUAUAUAUUUCUGAAAGAAAAUGAAACCCAGCUCUCUUUCCAUACUUGUAUAUAAAUGAGAUCAAGUAGUUAGCAGUAUUAACUUCUCCAUAGCACAGUUUUGAACUUGCAUACCAAAGGAUGAUAUUUAGAAUACAUUUCUCCUUUAUUUCAAGUGAAAUGUUUGUUAAAUUUCUCUAUCAAUUUACUUGUUCUUGAUAGUAUUUUACUUUAUCUAUAGUGAGGAAUCUCAUCUAGUCUGUGCAGGUUUUGUACUAUACAAGCAUUCAGAAAGUGAAAUGCUUGCUGUUCAAGUUAGCAUCUGACACAAAUUACUUGAUAUCAAUAUAUUUGUUACCUAAUAAUCACAGAUUAUCAAGAAACUACAUCUCUGUCAUCCAUGUACUUCAACACCAGCACAAAAUAAUACCCUUAAACUAACUGCACUUCUGAUGGUUAACAGGCAUUGUGGAAAUUAGGGCCUGAUCGAUUAAAAAGGAAACAAACAAAAAAAUAAAACCUAUCUGCACCCGCACAUUACAAUUGUUUUGCUAAUCUGCAAUUGAAAUAAACAAGCUUUCUUUCCCCCAAUGUACCUUAGAUCAUGACUUUUAUCUCAAAACAGGUUUAUCAAGGUCUUCAGAGGCUUUAAAUAAGUCUAGUCAAUCAGCUGUUUUGUAAGGAUCCUCUUAAGGGUUGUAUUUUUGUGUCCUUUAAAUGAAGUGCAAUGAACUAAGCUUCUGCACUGUAAAAAUGCUGUAUGGGACUGGUAACAGUCCUACAUCAGCCUGCUUUAAGGCAGUCCUGCAGGAGUGGUAAAUUUAUUUUUAUUUGUAAUGCACAGUAAUUAGCUAAGUCUUCCAACUCUUGCCUUAGUCAAGCAAGGGAGCUGUAUACCUCACUUCCCUAGACUGUCUCCCUCCUCCCUGUUUCCGCUGCAAGUCUUUCCCAAUCUCAGUUAACAAAAUCAUUGAAAGUGUACGUACAGCAACCAAAUGCUUAACAAAGUUUUUAGUGUAUGUGUGUAUAUUUAGUUGAAAAUGUGUAUCUGUAUACAGAUUAUGGUAGGGAGUUUUAGAGCUGGGGAGGAAAGUAGAGGAGGUGCCUGCCUCCAUCAUUUCCUACACUGAGAAUCUGUAGACAUUUUCUCUGUAUUGUCACCUGAAGGCACUCCUCUCUUCCACUGUUAAAGGCAUCUUGCUGGCUAGGUUAGGUGCUGAGGCUAUGUGCUGUGAAUAUUUUUUUUUCCUGUCAAAGAAUUACCAAAAAACCCCAACCCACAUAUAAAUACAUAUCCUAAUAUGAACCUAAGGCCUCAUCUAAUACUGUUAGCUGAAAGCACUACAUAGGGUUAUAUUUAAUUGGGUGGAAAUUCAAGCAUGUACUUCAGUGCUUUUUAGAAUGAGCUUUUCAUGCUUUUUGGUUUAAAAGCUAUGUUGGUUUCAGCUGUAAACAUGACACUUAUUAGUAGUUUCUUUUUGGGGAAAGUGACAAUUUUUGUGCAGUCAUAUGCCUGUGGGUUCAUUGUAUACCAAUGUUAGGCUUAACUGGUGUUUGGAAGAUGUCUUUCUUUCCAUCCCAAGACCCAAAUUUCCCUCAUUGCUAUGAAUUGCCCUUGCUAACAGAUACUUUUAAAGGAAACAAGGGUUUUCUGAAAAGCUGUUGCAGUUAAAGACCCAUAAUGGUAAAAUACUAUUGUCCCCUUCAUCGCUGUUAUAAUCAUCAGAUGCCUGAAUGCAGUAAUGCCUCUGAGUGGCAGCAUAGCAUGAUAUGUGUGAGUCUGAGUUGUGCACUACUCAUCUUAACUGCAGUCUUGGACACUGCAUAUAUGAGGAACUGCCUGUAGUGUUUAAUCAAAGGUACCCUUUGUUUGGUUUUAAUUCACCUUUUGCAGUGCAUCUGUGGAAGAAAUUUGGUAUGUCUUCUUUUAGUUGCCAUUUACCCAAAUAGCCCAGAUAAAACAAGUGUUUCACUUGUUUUCUUCAGAAGAGAGUUCUUCUGGUUACAUGUUCUUUCUGUUUUUGUCUACUUGGGAAAUUUAGCAAGUAUUUCCAGAACUUAGGUCUGUGAUGAUACUCUGCAUAGAGAAUUUCAUAAUGUAUCUUCUGUCCCACAAGCAUGAUUGUCAAUAUAGGUUGUGGUUUAAAGCUGCUAAGGUGUUCUGAGAUUGAAGUAAAAACCAUCCAGCCAUAUAUAUCUUAGAUCUAACUGAACUUAGAGGCCACUUGUUUAUUUAGUUUCCAGCCUAGUCAGUGUUCCUCUUGAGGGAACCAUAUUUUUUGCCUUGAAGUAACUUUGUAAAAUAAUCUUGCACCUGACAGUACUGCUUUAGUCAUAUGUAGCUGUGAGCUGUUGCUUAAAGAAAGCCGUGGUGGUGGUGGUGGGAAAUCAAGGAAAACUUGUGAUCUAUUUUCUGGUUCAACCCUUCACUAUGGAGGAGCAGCUAAAUAAAAUAUUAGAGAAAUGCUGCUUGUGAGACUUGCCUCCCUUUGGUCAGUGUUUUGAUGGAAGCUGUAAUGCUACUCACUUUGGUUGACGCAUUUUUACUAAUGCUAAUGAGGGAGUGGAAGCAAGGGCCUUACAGCAACAGUUAACUAUAUCUUCUCAAAUUCUCACAGACCGUGCAAUUAUGUGAUUACAAAUGGAUUUUUUAAUGCCAAAAAUGCCUUUUUUAAGAGUCAAAUGUUAGGUCUAAGGAGUGUUGGAAAUACCUACUUUCAAAAAUGAGCCUUCAGACACUGUAAUAAACUUGCUUGUCAGUCUUCUGUGCAAUAUCUUUUUCCCUUCUGAGUGCUUUAAGAGUAUACUGUAUGUCUUCCUUUGUUUUGAUCAGUAUGUUUUAAGAGUGUGUAUAUUGGCUAAUGAUGGAUUUUUUUUUUCUGUACAGCAUUGUGGAAGAUGUUUUAAAAUUUUGCACUUUUCUAGGAUUUGCAAGUUUGUAACCUGAAAUUUUUAACAUGCACACUUUUGUAUAUAAUUAGCAUUGUAUAUAUUUAACAUGAGUUUGAAGCAAAUAAAAGUAAUUGAAUGCA
This is a messenger RNA of Melopsittacus undulatus (budgerigar), 14733 nucleotides long. It is a transcript of the gene NBEAL1, whose product is annotated as neurobeachin like 1. Gene Ontology annotation, molecular function: protein kinase binding. Gene Ontology annotation, biological process: intracellular protein localization. Lineage: Eukaryota; Metazoa; Chordata; Aves; Psittaciformes; Psittaculidae. The transcript has 56 exons. The record is from RefSeq and is a predicted model, not a curated record. Bases 368 to 8542 code for a protein of 2724 amino acids. Gene Ontology annotation, cellular component: membrane; cytosol.